Ogataea philodendri is the source of this 558-nucleotide messenger RNA. RefSeq lists its product as uncharacterized. The record is from RefSeq and is a predicted model, not a curated record. Bases 1 to 558 code for a protein of 185 amino acids. Lineage: Eukaryota; Fungi; Ascomycota; Pichiomycetes; Pichiales; Pichiaceae. The transcript is spliced from 2 exons.
AUGACGGCGAUCCAGGUUGCAACAGUUGACGUGCCAGACAACCUUGUGGAUGUUGUAGGUACCGGGACCAGAACCGUUUUCGGAAGCGUCACCACCGGUUUUCCGGUUGAAGACAAAAGUCUCGAAGUCCCAAAUAGCUCUGGAGAACAAACCAGCAGCAAUCAGGUAAAGAAUAGCGGUGGAGAUGCACAAGAAAAGUUGCAAAGAAACGGUAGAACCACCAUAGAACAACAAAACUCCGACACCAAUACCGGCAAUCAAACCACAAACGACUGGAAGAGGGAAGGAAGAGGCUGGAGUACCGAUACCCACACCACCGACGAAAACGACGGCUUCCAAACCUUCUCUCAAACAGGUGAUGAACGGAAGAAUGAACAUGGCGUAUUUCUUGACAAUGUAACCAAACUUGAACCGUUCAGCCUUACUAGCAGGAGGCUCAAUGAGGGCUCUGGCGAUCUUGACUCUCCAUUUGGCUUGCAUCUUGUUAACUCUCAACAUGGCAAUACCCAUGAUGGAAAUCAAAAUGGUUGCAAUCAAGGAGAAAAUACCUUCCCAUAA